AUGAUUUACUCUGAUGAAUUUGUCCAGUUUAUUUCUGAGAAUUGGAAUUUAUUUGGACAACUUCAUUUGUCAGAACCUCUUUUUUUAUUUUUUGUUCUUAAGAACCUGUACCAUACAAUACUCUCAGAUUUAAGUGAAUUCUCAGUGGUUGAUGAACUCACAUUUAAUUCCUUUGUAAACGGAUUUGAUGAGCACCAAAAUUCCGAUAUAAAUGAAUUUAACACAUUUGUUCCGUUCAUAAAAAACAACUUUUUAUUGACUGACACCCAAAAAAGUCUUAUAGAGGCCCUUUUAACCUUAAGGGAUGUAAAUGAUGAGGAAAGAGGAUAUUUAAAAUCAUUCAGGGUAUAUUAUUCCAGGGAUGAUCGAGGGAGGAGUUACAUUUUAGUGUGCGAAUCGCAGCUGUAUUAUAUAGUUAAGGAACUCACCUUAACUCUAUUCAACGAAAAAUGCGAAUCGGGUGUAAAUAAAAGGUUGGCCUUAGAUAAAUGCGUUAAAUAUUUUAAUUUGCUGAAGGAUAAGGGGUAUUUCUGUAAAGUAAAUUCGGCGAUUGAGUCUGAAUUGUCAAAAGCCGUCAACUCAAGAAUAUUGACAUAUUCGUUGUGUUUUUUACUGCUUUACUUCAAUACUUCGUUUACUGGAGUUUCAAAACGGUUGAUUGAGUCUUUGAACAGUGACAGCUUGUCGACGCUUUUUAAGUGCACGUUGAUGGUAAAUAGACUGAUACUGUCGCACCCUAAGGACGUCAAUCUGUGGGAAAUAAAGGCAAUUUUAACGAAGUUGUGGUUUAGCAGAUUGAAUUUGAAACUAAGGAGGUGCGUAUUGCAGAAAAAUGGCGUUUUUUCAUCGAGGCCACCAUCAAAAGGCCUGUUGUACUCCCACUUGGUCAAGACCAUAUAUAGGCUGUUUACAGAUAAACUUAUUCUAGCCGAUAAAACUUUUACACACGAGGUUUUGUCCCUGAAGCCAUUCAACAACAACGUUGUGUGUUACCUGAAGCACGAGUACGAAUGCGUAAUUGACCACGUGGUUGAGCCUUUCAUGAUUGAAGUUAAGAAAGUGAGCACCUUAAAUUCGGGGAACAUUUUUCAGGAGUUCACCUAUCUGACUGCGGAAAAUAAGUAUAGAACUACUCUUAACAACGCAAUUUUUAAGCUGUUUUACCAAUUUUACAGAAAUUUGUUGAAUAAUUUCAGUUUCCCUGGCCUAUUCAUUCUUUUGGUGAAUUUGAUAAAAACCAGGACGUACAGUAGAAUGCAGUCCUCAGUAAUAAACUAUUCUGAUUUGUACACUAGCUGUUUCCUUUACACCAGAGUCGACGAUGUCGUCGAAGAAACGCUGGGUCUAUGUGAUCGAAUGAUAAAAACGGAUACACACAACUGCUGGAUAGAAAAUAAAUCUAGGCUGCUAAUUCACUUGUUGGAUUUGACUGAGCUUAGGCCUUUUCUUGUUUAUGUUUUAAAUAAGCACAUAGCAACAUGGCAUGUUUUUACCAACUCAAUAUCCGCCAUUUGCAAUUGUGGCAUCGACAACUACAGCAGAAGUGUAAGGAUUUGUAACAUGAACCGUAAAAAAAACGCAAUAAGGAAAAGACUGAUGAAAUGUAAAAUAGACCAAUAUAAAUCUGAGUCCGUAUUAAUUAAGAAAGUAAUUAGGAGUGAAUUUAAAAUCGACGAUAUUAACUUUGGGUACUUGGACGGGCACGGGUUCGUGAGUGUGAAACAUGUGUAUUUGGACUCCCUGGAGGUUUUAAAACGGUUCCAGGACUCUGAGAUUGAUUGUUUUUUGAACGCCUUCAGCCAGCUGCUGAGCGUGCUUGUGCACCUGUUCAGAAACGUUUACACGUUGAAGCGGAAAUCGUCCGUCGACUUAAAUACGGCCAGCUUUACGCCGUUGGUUGACACUGUGCGCCUCGUCUCCAGGUACGCGGCCUCCGUGCCCAGACUCGGCUCCAGGGCGAGCGUGCUGGUCGGCGUGAGCCUGGCGAAGAGGAUGCGGAGGCGCUCCAGGCUCCUCUGCUACAAACACUACAGCGUGAGCCAGGCUGAGGACCACGGGACUCACCGCCUCGACUCCCUCGUUGCCGCCCUGUCGCGUCUUCUUCUCUCCCAGCCCUUCCGCUUCUACGUCCACUGGACUGUCUCCUCCCAGGCCAAGGUGGAGCUCCUGCGCAGGCAGGUGCUUAGGUUGAAGUAA
Theileria orientalis strain Shintoku is the source of this 2196-nucleotide messenger RNA. RefSeq lists its product as hypothetical. The coding region runs from base 1 to 2196 and encodes 731 amino acids. The record is from RefSeq and is a predicted model, not a curated record. Lineage: Eukaryota; Apicomplexa; Aconoidasida; Piroplasmida; Theileriidae. The transcript is spliced from 3 exons.